Messenger RNA from Eurytemora carolleeae, 752 nucleotides. Its product is annotated as alkylglycerol monooxygenase. The transcript is spliced from 9 exons. The coding region runs from base 6 to 737 and encodes 243 amino acids. Gene Ontology annotation, biological process: lipid biosynthetic process. Gene Ontology annotation, molecular function: iron ion binding; oxidoreductase activity. The record is from RefSeq and is a predicted model, not a curated record. Gene Ontology annotation, cellular component: endoplasmic reticulum. NCBI's taxonomy places the organism in Eukaryota, Metazoa, Arthropoda, Copepoda, Calanoida, Temoridae.
UAGAAAUGUCUGUAAAUGUCAGCAUUAGUAUUGAAGACGAUGUUCUGGACUCUGUUGGGUCUCUCUUCUAUCUAGUUAGUCCUUGGAAACAUACAUUUUACAGCAUAGAAGAUUGUCCUGAUCAUUUAGAUAGGGCGCUACCGUACAUGAUAUUCCUGAUUGUACUUGAGGCCCUGAUAAGCCUGGUUGUACAGGGUAAAAAGUACAAUAUGGCGGAUUCUCUGACAAAUGUAAAUAUCGGGGUGCUGAUGGUACUGGCUGGACUAGUUUCUAAGUUUGCUAUGCUGUCUACCUACUCAUGGGUCCAUCAACAUUAUAGAGUUUUGGAUUUGAAUUGGGACUCAGUAUAUGUCUGGGUAUUAGCAGCUGUAGCAGUAGAUUGUGGUUAUUACUGGUUUCAUAGAGCUAGUCAUGAAAUAGGAUUUCUCUGGGCUGUCCAUCAGGUUCAUCAUAGCAGUGAGGAGUUCAAUCUUACCACAGCAUUCAGACAACCUAUCCUAGAGGGAUUAGGAUGGAUAACUCAUUGGUUUUACUUGCCCUGUGCUCUACUAAUACCUACACCUCAGAUGCUUGUUCAUUCAGAGUUGAACUUCCUUUAUCAAUUCUGGAUUCACACUGAGCUAGUUGGAAACCUCGGACCUUUAGAAUUGAUAUUUAACACAGCAACUCAGCAUAAAGUACAUCAUGGAACUAACAGGUCAUAUCAAUCAACCAAUGAAAUAAUUCAAAAUUAUUAGUAAAAUAAAUUUCAU